Messenger RNA from Rhodofomes roseus, 1368 nucleotides. RefSeq lists its product as uncharacterized. The transcript is spliced from 2 exons. The coding region runs from base 100 to 1044 and encodes 314 amino acids. Lineage: Eukaryota; Fungi; Basidiomycota; Agaricomycetes; Polyporales; Fomitopsidaceae. The record is from RefSeq and is a predicted model, not a curated record.
CACGGUUCGAGUCGACCUGCACUGUGCACUCGUUCACCAGUCGUUCACUCCGCGAAAUCCAUACAUACCUCUUCUUCCCGCAACUUGCAGACGGUCACCAUGAGCGUGCGACCAUCUAAUCGUACAAUCCCCUACAUCUGGCGCCACGAGGGCGAAGCGGAGAUCAUCAAAGAGUAUCUCGCCGCUUGCCAGGGGGACCGCGAGCGAGGCGUAGGUGACGAAUACGAGGCAGAGCUGAGCGACACCGAGACGAUCUGCUCCAAUGCCACGUCAGCGCGUGGAUCGGACGAGGCAUCAUCAUACGAAGAUGAGGAUGAAGCCGAAGAGGACGCGGACAGUAACGCGGAGGGAGAGGAGAAUAGCGUCUGGAGUAACGAAGAGGAAAGGGACGACGAGGACUAUACCCCUGAAUUCGCUCAUGACUACGGCACGGACGAGGACCCGAGGUUCGACCCUACGAACCCAGGGUACUUCAAGCGACGCUUCUGCGGCUCCUUCGACCUUUACGCAACGAACUGUCUAGGAGCUGAGCGCGAGUUCCUCACGUCCUUCGAGGACGCGGCAUGGUACGAUCCGACGAAGACGAAGCCGGUCACCGACGAAGAAGAGGUCCGCGAGACGCAGCGGGCGUGGGAUGCCAUUGCGCUCGGGCGUCCGCCCUUCGACAAGAGGGAGGCACUCGUACAGUGGCAUGAGAGCCUCAUGCUCGCGCUGAACGAGGUGGACGAUGAGCUCGGGGAGAAGCGGGGCAUUCCGAGCAAGGCGGUCAAGAGGCGAGAGCCCGCCGUGGUCCUCGAGGAAGAUUGGAAUAUUGAGAGGGUCGUUGACGAGCUGCGGAUGCGCUCGACGAUUGAAGUGGCACACGCCCCCAUCGACAACCUCCGCCGGGGAUUGGUCUAUCUCGCGCGCUCAUUGUAUCUCAAGGAGAACUUCAUGCAGCGUGGAAGCACUGCGUACCCGCCCACGUUCAAGCCCCCGCCAGUUAGCCAACCUGCGGAGGGCAGCGCUGCAGACGAAGAAGAAUCAGAGUACAUCUUCGUGUAAUGACGUUGAAUGAUACAUGCAUCUCAUCUUCCAUGUUACCGGCUUUGCGACGUCUCUCAUAUUCCUCAACACCUGCAUAAUGAUGUCCCCGCUCUCGGUUUGCUCUCUGUUUUGUAUCUGCUCGCUGCCACCUUUCCACGCUCCCUCCCUCAUUCUUCGUCGUCGGUACGCUCUCGUGCCCGAUGUAGUCAGCGUGAGAAGUGCAACAACGUGCCAUGUAACAUCAGUACGUACUGCACCUAGCCUGUCGUACCCAAGCACUGUACCAUACCACAUGCGUAUCAUCUCAACUGGCUCAGCGCAUAUAUCUACACGGAGCUCGCU